AUGGAGAGCUGCCGGGCGCUGGCGCUGUGCGCCGUGGCGGCCGCGCUGCUGCUGAGCGCCCGCGGACAGUGGCCCGAGCCGGGACGGGCGGGGGGCGCCGGCGGGCGGGCGCGGUCUGACGGCGGCUCUGUGGUCUCUCGGCAGAUCGAGGCGCUGCAGGAGGUGCUGGAGAAGCUCAAGAGCAAGAGGGGACCGCACUACGAGAAGAAGUUCGGGCAGGUGCCCAUGUGCGACGCCGGGGAGCAGUGCGCCGUGAGGAAGGGGGCUCGCAUCGGGAAGCUCUGCGACUGCCCCCGGGGGACGUCGUGCAAUUCCUUCCUCCUCAAGUGCCUGUAAGCUGAGGAGUCCCGGGACAAGCCGCCGCGGGGG
Molecule: messenger RNA, 369 nt
Organism: Passer montanus (Eurasian tree sparrow)
Lineage: Eukaryota; Metazoa; Chordata; Aves; Passeriformes; Passeridae
Gene: CARTPT
Product: CART prepropeptide
Exons: 3
Coding region: 1-336 (111 amino acids)
Biological process (GO): G protein-coupled receptor signaling pathway; cellular response to starvation; negative regulation of appetite
Molecular function (GO): neuropeptide hormone activity
Source: RefSeq, a predicted model, not a curated record